AUGCCGAAUGCUACGCCCACAAAGCAGGAUCGCGUUCCAAAACUAGUUGCGGCCCACGGAUCGGCGCGCAGGGUUCGCCGUCUUGAUGGCCUUGGACAAGAGACCAACACUCUGUUCCAGCCAUGGAACGCACAAGACAGCGACGGAUCGCAGGCCCGGUCACAGGCAUUGAUGAAAGAAUCCCCAGCAAAAUUCGGUCUCUUGACCGAGUUCGAGAAACCCACGUUAGGUCCAGCGCGGAGUAGGGCAUAUCGGAUAAACCGGCUGCUCUGGGGUUCGGGACCGCAGCACUCAGCGGACGAUGUCGAAGUCCACGUUUCAGUCAAGCCUGAAGCGCGAGCCUCUCAUGUCUCAGAUAUUCAGGCCGACUCUGCACGUUUUCCCAAGCGUAAACAAACACCUUCACUCGCGCACGACUCCUCCGUCAAACACGACACCACUCCCGAUAGGUCAAUCACGAAUGAGUCGUCUAGAGGUUUAUCUGGCAGUUCUCACCUCGGCGAGAGCGACGAUGAAGACGUUGGCAGCUCUUCUCUCGAAAGCGACAGGAUCUUCAGCUCCGCCACUGUCUGCGCAGGUCAAAGAUCACAUCACACUCAGCGGAGGAUUGAGAUUCCUAGCAGAUUAUCUGAGGAGCAGACCUCCAUGAUACGCAGUCCAGACUUCUUGGACACCGCAGAAAUGGCCUGCACUGUACCGCUUCAGACUUCCAGCGAGCAGACUUCCAGCGAGAAUGUUUCCAGACCGGUCGAACAGCUGCAUUCCGUCACCGAGGAGAUGAUACGCCAGCUGCAAGACUUGCGACUUGAACCCGAGCAGACACCUACCGAAUUCAAGUCGAAAGCGCGCACCGUGCCCUCGGGCAAGGUCCCGCUACCCGACACGUCUGUCAGGACUUUGAGCCCGCCGCGGAGGUAUCCUCUCCAAGAGACCAGAGCUCAACCAAACCAGGGAUCGUGUGCGAAUCACUCCUCUCCUGGAACUCAGGACAAGAGCAAUCUGACCCAGGUAUCGCUCGUGCCAACCGCUUCACUGACCAGCAAACGAGCAAGCAGAGCCGUCUCUAGCAAAAAGGCUUUCAAUGCAGAGAAACACGCAUUAGCAAGGGAAUUCUUGUCAGAACUGGACAAGACGAUCACAGACGGUCGAAUUGCCCAACUGUCUGAGUCGACUGGUGGGAUAAAGCUGGUAUGGUCUAAAAGCCUAAACACGACAGCUGGGAGGGCAACUUGGCGCCGAGAAGCUCUUGGACAAACAGGGCCUUGCGGCCGGCCCGUUGCAGGAGAAUACCAGCACUACGUGUCCAUUGAACUGGCCGAGAAGGUUAUUGAUGCCCAAGACAAAUUACUCAACGUUUUGGCGCACGAAUUCUGUCAUCUGGCGACGUUCAUGCUGGAUGGUGUCACUUCCCACCCUCAUGGCAAAGAGUUCAAAGCUUGGGCCUCCAAGUGCUCCGAGGCGUUUGCGAGCCGAGGCAUUCACGUCACGACCAAACACUCAUACGCAAUCGACUUCAAGUAUGUAUGGGAGUGCGUCUCUUGUGGCUCCGAAUACAAGCGACACUCUAAAAGCAUUGACACUCGACGUCAUCGGUGUGGAAGCUGCAAAGGCGACCUGAAACAGACAAAGCCAGCGGCAAGGCAAGGCGCUACUGAUGGUGGCGGUUCCCUCAAGAAAAGCCAUUACCAAACAUUCGUGAGCGAGCAAGUGAAGUUGGUCAAGCUGGAAAAUCCCGGAUUGCCACAGCGAGAUGUCUUGAGAAUCAUUGCCGAGAAAUGGGCUGCGUCCAAGUCUAGCAGUCCUUCCGAAAACCGCGCCGCGAGUAUGGAGAGAAGGCCAGGGAAUGCAGCACUUGCCACCAAGGGUCAGCAGCUGACCAUGAAUUAUGAGGCGAUUACGCCGGGAAGAGUGUGA
Messenger RNA from Ustilaginoidea virens, 1914 nucleotides. RefSeq lists its product as uncharacterized. Gene Ontology annotation, cellular component: nucleus. Lineage: Eukaryota; Fungi; Ascomycota; Sordariomycetes; Hypocreales; Clavicipitaceae. The transcript has a single exon. The coding region runs from base 1 to 1914 and encodes 637 amino acids. The record is from RefSeq and is a predicted model, not a curated record.